CACCUGCGCUCCCACCAUGUUUGAGGAUUCUUGUAUAGUUUGUGGUCGUCCUUUGCUCGAUGAUAGUCGAGCAUUCUGUAGCGAUGAAUGCAGAUCGCAGGACGCCUCAGAAUUAUCCUCGUCAGACUGUGAUGUACCCCCACUCAGCAGUCGAUAUUCAUGCUAUUCCGUCUCCUCAUCCGACGACGACGAAGACGAGCUCUCCUCGCUGUCCUCGCCAUCGAGAUCCCUCUCGUCAGUCACAAUAGUCACCGACGACGACUUGACCCUCCCCAGCCGUCUUUCCUACGCACGUCGUCCUUCGGGGACAAACAACCCGUCCAUUCAAAAAGCGCUUCCAGUCUCUCAAAGCGUGCCAAGUACAACGGCAUCCAUCAUUAGCGAUUCGGAAGACGACAUCCCCUUCACUACUGCCGCAGCCACUAUAACAACAAAGUCAAAACGUACUAGAAACCGCGCUUCCCUUCCUGCCUAUUUCUCUUUACUCCAAACCCAACAGCACCAACACGAAUCGUACACGCAACAGCAGUACCACCCGCAGCAACAACCAAUCGCAUCCACUUCAUCUACAUCCUCCCCGUCUACGCCCAAACUAUCAUUAGCAGCCCUAACUGCUGCACUUCCGACGCUUCCUAUAUCCCCGUCUCGUCGGCGCCUCGGUUUUGGGUACGAUUAUAGUGACAAUGACUCGUGUUCGAGAUCGCCUUCACCACCUCAUCCACCGAUUCCUGACAGCCGAGGCCGACCAUCUGUGCGGAGGAACUCUUCUCCUCCACCUAAAUUUAACAAGUUCAGGGGCCGACUCCGCGCUGAUGAGCUGGCUGGUAUGGGUACAGGAGUAGGCGUUCUGGCUCCCGGUUAUGGCAAUGGACGCAGUGGGCUGUUGGAUAGGGAAAGUAGGAGGUGACCUUCCUCUCCCCCCCCCCCCCCCAACUCCUUCGGCUCCGCACAAAAGCGUUAAGUUAUUCCUGCAUGUUCCAACUUUUUUUUCUUUGCUUUCUGCAUCUUCGCAUUCAAAAACACACCCCUCAUAGAGAUUCUUCUUUUUCCCCCAUGUUUAUUGGGCAUCCUUACUGGCAUUGAUACCUCAAGUUCUUUUUGUGAAAAUACCUCAAUCCUCUUGUAUACCGUUUUCUCCCCCAUUCAUCGCUGUCCGUUUUUCCUUUUGCGCUCAAUGCUAUUCAAUACUAAAACCGGCACCACUCUCAUCGUUUCACCGUUGGCUCCUACGCAUAUUUUCUGACAAUGUCAUUCAACUGCAUGUUCUAUAACUAUGGCCAUGACCGUUACCCACCGCAUACCAGUUAUCAUCAAUCAAAAUCCAAAAGGUUUUUCUGUACACAUAUACGCAUUUACACGUUAUGACAGCGCGAUAUACGCGAUACUUUGCUCGUCAUCCGAAUCUAUGAGCUUGCC
Molecule: messenger RNA, 1416 nt
Organism: Marasmius oreades (fairy-ring Marasmius)
Lineage: Eukaryota; Fungi; Basidiomycota; Agaricomycetes; Agaricales; Marasmiaceae
Exons: 2
Coding region: 17-907 (296 amino acids)
Source: RefSeq, a predicted model, not a curated record